AUGGCGUCCAACUCGAGCGGCGGCGGCGGCCUCUUCAGCCGCGGCAACUCCGGCCAGGCCAACUCGAUGCGUGGCCUGGUCUCCUUCAUUGCCGACCUGCGCAACGCCCGCGCGCGCGAGCUCGAGGAGAAGCGCAUCAACAAGGAGCUGGCCAACAUCCGCCAGAAGUUCAAGGACGGCGGCCUCAACGGCUACUCCAAGAAAAAAUACGUCUGCAAGCUGUUGUACAUCUACAUCCUGGGCUGGAACGUCGACUUCGGCCACCUGGAGGCCGUCAACCUGAUCAGCGCGAACAAGUACUCGGAGAAGCAGAUCGGCUACCUGGCCGUCACGCUGUUCCUGCACGAGGAGCACGAGCUGCUGCAUCUGGUCGUCAACAGCAUACGCAAGGAUCUUUUGGACCACAAUGAGCUUUUCAACUGCCUCGCGCUGCACGCCAUCGCCAACGUCGGCGGCAAGGAGAUGGGUGAGGCCCUGAGCGCUGACGUCCACCGGCUGCUGAUUUCCCCGGCGUCCAAGUCCUUCGUCAAGAAGAAGGCCGCUCUCACGCUCCUGCGCCUGUACCGGAAGUUCCCUGGAAUCGUACAACAGGAAUGGGCCGAGCGCAUAAUAGCAUUAAUGGAUGAUCCGGACAUGGGUGUUGCUCUCUCGGUGACGUCUCUGGUGAUGGCGCUGCUCCAGGACAACCCCCAACAGUACCGCGGAAGCUACAUCAAGGCCGCCCACCGCCUGAAGAAGAUUGUGGUCGACGCCGAGUGCGCAGUUGACUAUCUUUACUACAAGGUCCCUUGUCCGUGGAUCCAGGUCAAACUGCUCCGAUUGCUCCAAUAUUACCCGCCCUCGGAGGACACGCACGUCCGUAAUCUGAUCCGUGAAUCUCUGCAGCGUAUCAUGGACUCGGCCAUGGAAAUGCCAAAGAACGUACAGCAGAACAACGCUCAGAACGCCGUUCUUUUCGAGGCCAUCAACCUCGUCAUCCACCUGGACACGGAGCAGGAUCUCAUGGUGCAGAUUUCCUCACGGCUGGGGAAAUUCAUCCAAUCGCGAGAAACGAACGUGCGCUAUCUGGGUCUGGAGGCCAUGACCCAUCUUGCAGCACGGGCAGAAACCUUGGAUCCUAUCAAGAAGCACCAAAGCAUAAUCAUCGGGUCGUUGCGGGAUAGGGACAUUAGCGUUCGCCGGCAGGGCCUGGACCUGCUCUACAGCAUGUGCGAUUCCACUAACGCAGCCCCGAUUGUUUCGGAGCUCUUGAAAUACCUUCAAACGGCCGACUUCGCGAUCAGAGAGGAGAUGGUUCUCAAGAUUGCCAUCCUGACAGAGAAAUACGCAACAGAUGUCCAAUGGUACGUGGACAUCUCGCUGCGGCUAAUCGCCAUGGCCGGUGAUCAUGUCAGCGACGAGGUGUGGCAGCGUGUUAUUCAAAUCGUUACGAACAACGAGGAGCUCCAAGUCUACGCGGCGCAAAACAUUCUUCAGUACGUCAAGGCCGAACACUGUCACGAGACGUUGGUCAAGAUCGGUGGAUACCUGCUUGGCGAAUUCGGCCAUUUGAUCGCCGACAAUAAGGGCUGCAGCCCGAUUGAGCAAUUCUACGCUCUGCGUGGAAAGAUGAUGGGCUGCUCGUCCAGCACCCGCGCCCUCAUCCUCUCUUGCUUCGUCAAAUUCAUUAAUCUGUUCCCCGAAAUUAAACCGCAGCUUUUGCAGGUCUUCCAAGACUUCAGUCACACGUUGGAUUCCGAACUUCAGCAAAGAGCGUGCGAGUACCUCGCUCUGGCAACUCUUCCGACAGAUGACCUUCUCCGUACAGUCUGCGAUGAGAUGCCGCCAUUCCCAGAACGUGCCUCGGCCCUUUUAUCCCGCCUUCACCAGAAGCACGCCAAUUCCAGCGACAAGAGAACUUGGGUUGUCGGUGGUAGGGACGCCAACACCGAUCCCAAGGAGUUUAUGUUGGUCCAAAACACGGGCCUCAAGCGGUCGUUUACCAAUGCCUUGUCCAGCAACGGCACCCCCACAACACCGACCACGAACGGUGCAAACGGUUCGUCGAACGGAGCAUCCGACCUUCUGGGUCUUGACAUGCACCCCGAUAGCGGCAAGGGUGCAAACCUUGCCAGUGCUGCGCAUCUGAGUCCAGGCUGGGAGGUCGGGUACAACAAACUACUAAUGAAGCCCGAAGGCGUGCUCUACGAAGAUGUGCAACUCCAAAUCGGCCUGCGUUCCGAGUACCGCGGCGAGCUGGGCUGCAUCAUUCUGUAUUUCAGCAACAAGUCGUCAUCUACGAUGACGUCUUUCACAACAACAUUAGACAACCGCUCAGCCGAAACCCUCAAAUCGGACACGAAGUCGUUACCCGAUACCACCAUCCAUCCAGAGGGCCAGACGCAGCAAAUGAUCAUGUUCGAAGCAAAGCACGUGUUCGUGCAUCCGCCAACAAUUCGCAUUUCCUACCUGUCGGGAUCCUUGCAGGGGUUGACUCUGCAGCUCCCGGUCACGCUGCACAAGUACAUGGAAGGCGCUCAGCUAUCAGCCGAUGACUUCUUCAAGCGCUGGAAGCAGAUCGGUGGCGCGCCACGUGAGGCACAGAAAGUCUUUGGGCUUACCAGCAAGAACCGCAUAACGAAUGCGACCUACACCCGCAGGAUCGUCGAAGGCUUCAAGUGGGGUGUCCUGGACGGCGUCGAUCCCAACCAAAAGAACCUUGUUGGGGCGACGAUGUACCGCCUUACCAUCCGUGCUACUGAUGAAUCCGUUCCGGCAGUCUUGCUGAGCGCCAUGGUCGAGCGACUUUCGCAGGGAAUGGCCAUGCACUGA
Diplodia corticola is the source of this 2811-nucleotide messenger RNA. RefSeq names its product ap-2 complex subunit alpha. Gene Ontology annotation, molecular function: clathrin-cargo adaptor activity. The transcript has 2 exons. Bases 1 to 2811 code for a protein of 936 amino acids. The record is from RefSeq and is a predicted model, not a curated record. Gene Ontology annotation, cellular component: AP-2 adaptor complex; membrane coat. Lineage: Eukaryota; Fungi; Ascomycota; Dothideomycetes; Botryosphaeriales; Botryosphaeriaceae. Gene Ontology annotation, biological process: intracellular protein transport; clathrin-dependent endocytosis.